AUGACUAACGCAAAGUUCUUGGACAAGCUUCACGAUGUGUUUCACAAAACUGAGACACAUGCGCCUAAGGACGUGACGCCAUGGAACGAGCCCAUUAGCAAGCGAUCAAAAUAUGCCAUUCGUAAACAACGGGGCGUAAACUUGGGCUCUUGGUUUGCACUCGAAAGCUGGCUUACGGGUAGUUUGUUCCAAUCACUGAAUGAAUCGGGUAGCUGUGACAUGGAUAUCGUCAAGGGAAUGAACUUAGAGGAAGCAAAACAGCUUCUCGAGCGUCACUGGGACUCGUUCAUCGAUGACGGCGAUUGGAAAUGGAUGAAGGCGCAUGGCAUCAACUCCGUGCGCAUACCGAUUCUGUACGCGCAUUUCCUUGCUGGGAAUAAAGAGCACACCAAACUCUUAAAGGGGACAGACUAUGCAUCGUUCGCAACUGUAUAUGAGGGUGCCUGGCAACGCAUCGUCGCAAGCAUCGAGAAGGCUGCUUCGCUUGACAUUGGAGUGCUAAUCGACUUGCACGGUGUACCUGGUGGACAGAAUGGUGACAGUCAUUGCGGUAAGAGCGACGGUAACGUGAGCUUUUGGAACGGGCUGCAUGCGUCAUCAAACCGCAAACUAACAAUCCAAAUUCUUACCGCACUUGCUGAAGCUGUUAGUCAAUAUGACAAUGUGAUUGGUCUUGAGCUCAUGAACGAGCCUCAAAACCACAGCUGUCUGGAGGGCUUUUAUGUUGAUGCGAUCAAGGCAAUUCGCGCUAGCUCGAGCCCUGCUGUCGCCCAGUUGCCUUUGUACAUCGGUGAUGGCUGGGACACGAACCACUACGCUAAGUACGUGGGCAAACACAGCGACAUAGGCAACCCGCUUGUCUUGGACCAUCACAUGUAUCGCUGUUUCACGUCGCAUGAUCAUCGAACUUCUGCCGAGCAGCAUGCUUGUGAUCUUGAUAUAGGAAAGCAAGGCAAGACGGCAUGGUGGCUCAAGGGCAUUUCCGAGCACGCACAAGGCGCUAUUAUCAUCGGCGAAUGGAGUGGCGCUUUGAAUCCUGGUUCUUUACGUGGAUGUGCCAACCACUUGGAUGCACUUAAAAGUUGGUCACAUGCUCAGUGGCAUGCGUUUGAAUCUUAUACGGCUGGUUACUAUUACUGGACAUUAAAGAAGGAAGGGGGCCCUGAUCCCGGAUGGUGCUUUUACACCGCUGUAGAGAAAGGUACAAUGCCUCCGUCACUGAACCCUCUCGAUGGAGGUCACGUGGACUUCAACGCUCUCCAUCAGCAGGGUGUUGAACUUGCGCAGCGAUGCCUCCAGGAACACACCAAGUACUGGGAUUCGAAGGGCGGAAACUAUGAUCAUGAACAGUACAAGCAUGGAUUUGAGAUGGGCUGGAAGGAUGCCCUCGAAUUUCUGCAAGAGGGUGCAGAAGUUGGACUUCCCAACCAGCUCGCAAAACUUCGCUUGGCUUCGUACGAACAGGACCAUGACUCCAAGAAUGCUUGGGAAUUUGAACACGGUUUCAGACAGGCAUUGGAAGCCUUUCGACGGACCUUGUACGGUUGA
This is a messenger RNA of Malassezia globosa CBS 7966, 1548 nucleotides long. RefSeq lists its product as uncharacterized. NCBI's taxonomy places the organism in Eukaryota, Fungi, Basidiomycota, Malasseziomycetes, Malasseziales, Malasseziaceae. The record is from RefSeq and is a predicted model, not a curated record. Gene Ontology annotation, molecular function: glucan endo-1,6-beta-glucosidase activity. The coding region runs from base 1 to 1548 and encodes 515 amino acids. Gene Ontology annotation, biological process: glucan catabolic process. The transcript has a single exon. Gene Ontology annotation, cellular component: cell surface; extracellular region.